AUGAUAGACGAGUUCAAGAGCAAUAUGUCAAACAAGUUCGAGACGAGUGAUCUUGGACUCUUAACCUAUUAUCUAGGCAUUGAAGUCAUUCAACACAAUGGUGGAAUAUCUAUCAAACAAGCGAGCUAUGCAAAGAAGGUUCUUGAAGAGACAAACAUGAUUGACUGCAACGCAACACAAUAUCCAAUGGAUGCAGGUCUGAAACUCUCGAAGGCACAAGAGGAAGAAAGCGUUGAUGAAAAAGACUAUCGCAGGAUCAUAGGGUGCUUGGGUUACUUGCUACAUACCCGACCGGACUUGUCUUAUGCCGUCGGUGUAUUAAGUAGGUAUAUGCAUGAACCUAAAGUCUCACACUGGGCGGCUCUAAAGCAGGUUCUAAGGUACGUGAAAGGCACAUUUGCUUAUGGUCUCAACUUCACGCGAACAAGCAAAGCAAGCUGGACGUUAACAGGGUAUAGUGACAGUAGUCACAACGUCGACAUUGAUGAUGGAAGAAGUACUAUAGGCCAUAUGUUUUACCUGAACGAUUGCCCUAUUACAUGGUGCUCCCAAAAUCAAGAAACAGUUGCUCUCUCUUCCUGUGAAGCCGAGUUCAUGGCGGCUACUGAGGCGGCAAAACAAGCGAUUUGGUUACAAGAACUUCUUGCUGAAGUAAUGGAAGAAUCGUACAAUGGUCAAGUGGACGUGGAGCACAUUGCUGGGAGUCUACAGAAAGCUGAUACUCUUACUAAAGCCUUAGGAAGAUUGAAAUUCAAGGAGAUGAGAGAGCUUGUGGGAGUUCAAGAUUUGAAAGAUAGUGACUUCAAGUUUAAAGGGGAGAAAGUUAGAGAUAAACUUGAAGAUAGCUUAAAUCUCAAGUCAUACUAA
Brassica napus (rape) is the source of this 867-nucleotide messenger RNA. RefSeq lists its product as uncharacterized. NCBI's taxonomy places the organism in Eukaryota, Viridiplantae, Streptophyta, Magnoliopsida, Brassicales, Brassicaceae. Bases 1 to 867 code for a protein of 288 amino acids. The transcript is spliced from 2 exons. The record is from RefSeq and is a predicted model, not a curated record.